Puntigrus tetrazona (Sumatra barb) is the source of this 3977-nucleotide messenger RNA. RefSeq names its product paired box 2b (gene pax2b). The transcript has 10 exons. The record is from RefSeq and is a predicted model, not a curated record. NCBI's taxonomy places the organism in Eukaryota, Metazoa, Chordata, Actinopteri, Cypriniformes, Cyprinidae. Gene Ontology annotation, biological process: anatomical structure development; regulation of transcription by RNA polymerase II. Gene Ontology annotation, molecular function: RNA polymerase II cis-regulatory region sequence-specific DNA binding; DNA-binding transcription factor activity, RNA polymerase II-specific. The coding region runs from base 595 to 1767 and encodes 390 amino acids.
CUUCAUCUGAGCGAAUCACAAAGUGCUGGAAUCUACUGCCUUUGUCUGAUACACUCAUCCGCGGUGGCGAAAGGGGGUCCGCGUAAAGGAGGGGGCUGGAGCUUUUUACAAACCAGCGCGAGCGAGCCGAGUCCUUCAGUCCCGGGCCGAGCGCGCGUGCGAACGCAUCGUGGCGGUGUUGUUGUUGUUGUUGUUUGGAAAGCAGGAAACCCGCAGUCUCCGAUGGUUCCUCUAUCUGUCAUCCACGCGCAGAACCCGAACCCGGCAGCCCCGCGCCUGCUAACCGAGACCACCCGGAUAUAAGAGACACGAACGCGCGGAUGGAUGGGACGAACGCCGGAAAACGAGUUCUGGGGAAAGCAUGCGUGCUGAAAACAUUUAAGCAUUUAUUGCUUUGAGAGCACUUUGUUCUGACCUAGAACGCGCGGUCAUGUCCGACACCUGACAAAUCCUGCGUCCAUCUGCAACUUUCCGAAGUUCCCCUCUCCUCGGCUGGAUUCGCCUUGCGUCCUCUUCGUUUCUGUCGGUUGUUCUGCGCGUAAGAAAGACGAGACGGCGACUUCGGUUGAUUAUCUGUCUUUCCUCUGUUAUCCGAUGGAUAUUCACUGUAAGGCAGACCCCUUCUCCGCCAUGCACCUCUCCGGUAUAGGGCACGGGGGAGUGAACCAGCUGGGCGGGGUGUUCGUGAACGGAAGGCCUUUACCUGACGUCGUGCGCCAGAGAAUCGUAGAGCUCGCGCAUCAAGGGGUCCGACCCUGCGACAUCUCCAGACAGCUGAGGGUCAGUCACGGCUGCGUCAGCAAGAUCCUGGGCAGAUAUUAUGAGACUGGCAGCAUCAAGCCUGGAGUCAUCGGAGGAUCCAAACCUAAGGUGGCCACGCCGAAGGUGGUGGAUAAAAUAGCGGACUACAAGCGCCAGAACCCGACCAUGUUCGCCUGGGAGAUCCGGGACAGGCUGCUGGCGGAGGGCAUCUGCGAUAACGACACCGUCCCCAGCGUCUCCUCCAUAAACAGGAUCAUUCGGACCAAGGUUCAGCAGCCGUUUCACCCCUCGCCAGAUGGGACGUCUCUUUCCACCCCGGGACACACUAUAGUCCCCAGUACAGCAUCUCCUCCAGUCUCCAGCUCCUCCAAUGACCCCGUGGGCUCCUACUCAAUCAACGGCAUUCUGGGAAUCCCUCGCUCGAACGGAGAAAAGAGGAAAAGAGAUGCUGACGGUUCUGAGGGUUCGGCGCAGAGCAGUGAUUCUCAGGGCAGCGUGGAGAGCCUGAGGAAACACCUGCGAGCCGAUGCCUUCACCCAGCAGCAGUUAGAGGCCCUGGACCGAGUGUUCGAGAGGCCGGCAUUCCCAGACGUCUUUCCCACUUCUGAACACAUCAAACCUGAGCAGGCGAGUGAAUACAGCCUCCCUGCUCUAAACACAGGCCUGGAUGAAGUCAAACCCAGUUUAUCCUCCGGCACGACCUCUGACCUCGGCGCCAGCGUGUCACAGAGCUACCCUGUAGGUCGGGAUAUGGCCAACACAACUUUACCCGGAUAUCCACCUCACGUCCCACCCACCGGGCAGGGCAGCUACCCAACAUCCACACUGGCUGGAAUGGUUCCUGGGAGCGAAUUUUCAGGGAAUCCCUACAGCCAUCCACAGUACACAACUUACAAUGAAGCCUGGAGAUUCAGCAACCCAGCAAUACUGAGUUCCCCCUAUUAUUAUAGUGCAUCCCGAGGCUCCGCCCCCCCAACUGCUGCCACUGCCUAUGACCGCCACUAGUUACCACGGAAACCAAAUUAGGCGGCACGCCCAUGGACUCGGACUUCAUAUUCUGCCAGUGUGAGCAGCGCAGCUGAUUGGACAUCAUGCGGUCACAUGAUGAAGAGACGGCCAAUCAGGAACAAAAACAUCUCAACGACAAUUCAGCCAUUCUCAUGAGUCCCAGCGGUCUCGACGAGGAAAAAAACGAUAAACGAACAAUAAAUGUAUAUCUCAAAGACUGAGGGUAAAUAUGAUUUUUAAAAUGGAAUUAACAUCCGCUUUUUUAAUACUUUUAUAUUUUGUCCUUUCAUUAAUAUUAUCCACCGGUAUUCAUACUUAAAGUGCUUCUAGCAUAUAUAUGUAUUGAUUUGUUUGGGUAGACACUGAAAUGAAUCGCAUCAACAGUUGGACUUUUAAACGAAAAUUGUUAAUAUGUAAAAGCAUUUGCAUUUCAGAUCGUACUUUUCAACGUCUAUCCAAAUGUACAAAAAUGUCUAGACUUUAUCUAUGAAUACCUACGAUAGGAACGAACACAUCUGGACGAGGAAAACCAUUCCAACGCAUGGACUGCACACACAAAAAAAAAAAACAAUGCAGAAAAACUCAAAACUUGACGCUCCACUCAUCACACGGCGAACUAUUACUCAACACAGUAUGUACUCAAACUCAGCAUGGAAAUACAAAGCAAACAGGUCUUCUCCACGCUCUCACAAUCUCUGGCACACUUCUGUGAGAAACAAUCAGAAACCAACAAGAAAGAGAAGAAACCGUACAAGAAAGUCAACCCUGGUCCUACCGAGACCAGAUCUGAUUAUAAGCGGAAGAUACAUUUUUGUAUGUUAUCUUUUUUUUUUUAUAUAAUGACAAAAAUAUCACGAAGAACUCCAGUAUGCAUGGAUUAUUUUCAUUCAUUAUGCAUUUUUAUGUGUUUAUCAUAGAUCAAAAAUCUUUUAGGGGGGAAUUCACUAAGAAUGUAUGAUUGAUUUAGCAAUUGAUUCGUACAAAACACUAUUUCAGAAACUGUUACUGCGAAUUCCAAAUUUUCAAAAUCAAAAAUUCCAAUUCCAGUUCCGCUUUCAAUUACAAUUUCACUUCAAAUUUCAAUUUCAUUUCCGAUUACAAUUAUAAUUCUGCUUCCAAUUCCAAUUACACUUCCAAUUAAAAUUCCAAUUACACUUCCAAUUACAAUUACAAUUCCACUUCAAAUUUCAAUUACAUUUCCAAUUACAAUUCUGCUUCCAAUUACAAUUAAAAUUCCAAUUACACUUCCAAUUACAAUUUCUAUUUCAAUUCCACUUCUGAUUCGACUUCAAAAUCCAAUUUUACUUCCAAUUUCAAUUUCACUUCCAAUUACAAUUACAAUUUCUAUUUCAAUUCCAUUUCAAUUUCGAAUUAAAAAAUGUAAAUUAAACAUUUCUGACCAGUCUUGCAGGACUAACUUUUAGGACUAGUCUAAGCGGUUUAUGCAGCCGACUACUGGUCAGCGAUAAGAAAUAGAGAUUGAGAAGCAGUGAAUUCCCCCUUCGGUGUUAUUGUUUGCACUAUGGGUUGUGUCUUGAGUGAAUAAACAGUGAACUUACUCGGUCGGAUUGGUCGCUCAGUGGCUUGCUCUGCAUUUUUGAAGCAUCUGAGAAAACCAACAUGUACUACUGACCAGAUGAAGCACUUAAACCUUCAGAUGUGUUUACAGAAUAGUUAGCAGCUGUUCAAUUAAUCAACAGAUGGGUUGGUCACUGGUUAUCGGCUUUAUGAUUUACUUUUCAGAACUCUGCUUUGGAAACGUCAAGCUGUUUCAGUUACGCAAAAAAACAAACAAAAAACACACUUUUGUUCGAUGCUUUACAACAAGUGCAAUUCUGCGAAUCAUUUUUCACGUACUGUACGCUCCAGUUUGAGUUAAUGUUCUGACAGACUACUUUAGUUUUCAUCGAAUACGUUACAGUUGAGAGAAUGUACUUGUAUCACAUUUGCCAAAGACUUUUUGUUGAUGUAUAUUUUUGAUUUACAGUCUUCUGUUGCAUUGUACAAACAGUAUUAUAGUGAAAACAUUUUCAAUAUAUGUACAAAUCCUAUGCAGAGCAAAGAAAAGCUGUUGUAUGCAUAAACUAUAAAACUACUGACAUGUUUGCUUUGUUCAUUAUUUAUGUUAUUUUGUGAAAUAAUAAUUUUUAAAAUAAUUUUGUGUGAAAUGUCAUUUCUGUACUGUAAAUACAUUCUGAUCAAAUCUG